GGAUAUCCGGCGCAGUCGCUGGCUGACGUGUCCUUACUGGCGGGGUAAGAGUAGCUGCUGGAGCUGGGACAGUCAGUGAGCUGGAUACCGGCACGAUGAAGUUCUUGUUUCUCGCGUUUUUGGGUCUCCUGGUAGUUGUCCAGUGUGAAGAAGGAGCCAGGUUACUGGCUUCAAAGUCUCUUCUCAAUAGAUAUGCUGUAGAAGGGAAAGACUUGACUCUGCAAUAUAAUAUCUACAAUGUAGGAUCCAGUGCUGCCUUGGAAGUGGAGCUGUCAGAUGAUUCCUUCCCUCCGGAAGACUUUGGAAUAGUGUCCGGUAUGCUGAAUGUUAAAUGGGACAGAAUUGCACCUGCAAGCAACGUAUCCCACACCGUGGUACUGAGACCACUGAAAGCUGGCUAUUUUAACUUCACAUCUGCCACAGUUGCCUACCUGGCCCAGGAAGGAGCACAAGUAGUGGUUGGUUACACCAGUGCGCCUGGACAAGGAGGCAUACUGGCCCAGCGUGAAUUUGACCGGCGAUUCUCUCCUCACUUUCUGGACUGGGCAGCAUUUGGGGUGAUGACACUUCCAUCCAUCGGAAUCCCUCUCUUGCUGUGGUACUCCAGCAAAAGAAAGUACGACACCCCAAAACCGAAAAAGAACUGAAGAAAAUCCAUGAAUGAAGAUCUCUGUCUGACCUACAUGAACAGCUGCCUACCAUGUGGGGUGUCUGCCUCGUUCCACUGAACUAUAAUCUGGAGACCCUCAUCCACCUCCUUGGACUGUUUCUCUGGGAUUAUGCAGCAGCCAAAGCUAAACCGAAAACCAAACCAUCAGUGUAUUGUCCUGGAAGCACUGGGCAGUCACUGUGAUCUCAAUAUCCUGAAACAGACUUUCUAAAAAGUGAACAAUACCAGAUUGGCAUUGUUCUAAAUGAUGGAGAGGGCAUUUUUUAACAUGCAUCUCUUACUGAAUUUGGAUAUGUGGAGGCAUUCUGCAUAUUUAUUUUAGCCCAGUAUCAACUAGCUGUGCAAAGUCCUAACAGUGCUGCUAUGACUUUCAGGCCACUUGAAAACGCAGCAAUCGAUUUCGACAUCAUUUUAGUCCCAACAUAUAAAUUCUCCUAAAAUGUAGGCUUUAUUUUUCCAUUUUCCUAAUUGAAUGAUUCUCCCGUCGCCCUGCGUUCAUGAGUAGUUUUUAUUUUUCUCCGUUAAGUUAGUGAUAUGAUCUCCAUUCAGACGUAUUGCCUCCUGUACAACUGCGUGGGUGAAUGGGCCAAAUAAAGGGACAGGUUUUCUAAUAAAAUCCAACUGGAACGAA
Molecule: messenger RNA, 1301 nt
Organism: Pelobates fuscus (common spadefoot toad)
Lineage: Eukaryota; Metazoa; Chordata; Amphibia; Anura; Pelobatidae
Gene: SSR2
Product: signal sequence receptor subunit 2
Exons: 6
Coding region: 96-647 (183 amino acids)
Cellular component (GO): membrane; endoplasmic reticulum
Source: RefSeq, a predicted model, not a curated record